AUGAAGAGAAAACAUACUCCAAAUGAAAUGCAAAACAUUACUAGCUUCUUUGCUAAAAAGAAUCCUACUCCAACUUCUCUUCCACGUCCAACACAAAAUGAACAAACUAUAACUCCACCUCAAGAAAGUGAGCAACUUUCAUCUCCAUCUCAUUAUUCAACUCAAAAUUCCCCUCAAAAUGAACAAGGCCAAUGUUCUCCUAAUGCCCCAAUCUUUGGAGAAAGAUUAAGUGAACAUGAAUUUGCUAAUCUUCCACAAGAUCCAGGAAAGAGGAGAAAAAUGAGUCAAUUUCAUAAAGAUGAUAGAGAUUUAGUGAGAAGAAUUUACAUUCAAAGAAAGCCUUGUCAGCCCAAAGACUUUACAUUUCCUCAAACUUCUAUUUUUGGCAAAAAUCGUCGCUUUUGUGCUAAGUGGUUUGAUACUUGGACUUGGCUUGAGUAUAGUGUGGAAAAGGAUGCUGCCUAUUGUUUCCCUUGUUAUCUAUUCAAGGAUGAAAAUGCCUUUGGAGGUGAUGCUUUUGUUAGUGAUGGUUUCAAAUCAUGGAAUCGGUCGGAUUUAAUAAGAAAACAUGUCGGUAAACACUUGAGUGCACAUAAUAAUGCUGUUUUAGCUAUGGAUUUGUUCAAGAAACAAAAUUCAAGCAUCACACAAGCCUUAACAAAACAAACCGCUGAGAGUACAAAUGCAUAUAGGACGCGACUUGAAGCUUCAAUUGAAUCUAUCCAAUGGCUUUUACUCCAAGGGUUGCCUUUCCGUGGUCAUGAUGAAAAAGAAAGUUCCUUAAGAAGAGGUAACUUUCUUUCACUUUUAUCCCUUAUUUCCAAAGGUAAUCCUGAAUAUUCUAAAGUUGUUUUCAAAAAUGCUCCUAGUAAUUGUCAACUUACUUCUCCUAAAGUCCAAAAAGAUAUCAUAAAUGCAUGUGCAAAAGAGACCACUAAAGCAAUGCUUGAAGAUAUUGAUGGUGGUUUAUUUUCUAUCCUUGCUGAUGAGUCCGCUGAUGUUUCUGACAAGGAACAAUUGGCUCUUUGUUUGAGAUAUGUUCAUAGAAAGGGAGAAGUGUGUGAGCGUUUACUUGGUAUUGUGCAUGUUGUAAACACUGCUUCUUUGACUCUCAUAACUGCUAUUGAAUCCUUAUUAAUGGAGCAUUCUUUGUCUUUCUCUCAAGUACGGGGUCAGGGUUAUGAUGGGGCAAGUAAUAUGCAAGGUUCUAUUAAUGGCCUUAGGACUCUUAUAGAGAAUGAGUGUAAAGAAGCUUAUUUUGUCCACUGCUUUGCUCACCAACUUCAAUUAACUCAAGUUGCACUUGCUAAAAAGAAUUCAGAUUGUGCUUGGUUAUUUGUUGAUGUACUUGCACCUCUCUUGAAUUUUGUGGGGGGUUCACCAAAAAGGAAAGAGUUUCUUCGUGAAAAUCAAGCUCAAAGAGUGGUGGAUGCAUUGUCUCUAGGUGAACUUGAAACGGGUUCAGGUUUAAAUCAAGAACGUGGAUUAGGUAGACCUUGUGAUACUCGUUGGGGAUCUCACUUCAAGACAAUCUUGAAUGUACUUGAUUUAUUCCCUGUAAUCCUUGGUUCUCUUGAGGAUAUUGCAAAAGUAUCUGAUACAAUAGAUUCUAAUAGAGCUCAAACACUUACAAAUCUUCUGAUGUCCUUUGAUUUUGUGUUCGUGGCACACUUGAUGGUUAGUAUAUUUGCGAUAACAAAUGCUUUGAAUGUGGCCUUACAAAAGCACGAUCAAGACAUUGUGAAUGCAAUGGCCAUGGUUAAUGUAACCAAGACUAAUUUGCAAAAAAUGAGAGAUGAAGGAUGGGAUUCUCAUAUGGAAAAGGUAAUUUCUUUUAUUGGUGACUAUGACAUUGCAGUUCCAGAUAUGGAGGCUAAAUAUGUUGUUCCCGGGAGGAGGUUGUUUAGAGGUAAAUGCCCACAAGUGUCUAAUCUACAUCAUUUUCGAGUUGAAGUUUUUUUUUGGUGUCAUUGA
Molecule: messenger RNA, 1974 nt
Organism: Chenopodium quinoa (quinoa)
Lineage: Eukaryota; Viridiplantae; Streptophyta; Magnoliopsida; Caryophyllales; Amaranthaceae
Product: zinc finger MYM-type protein 1-like
Exons: 1
Coding region: 1-1974 (657 amino acids)
Source: RefSeq, a predicted model, not a curated record